Messenger RNA from Manis javanica (Malayan pangolin), 3928 nucleotides. RefSeq names its product PNMA family member 8B (gene PNMA8B). Lineage: Eukaryota; Metazoa; Chordata; Mammalia; Pholidota; Manidae. The record is from RefSeq and is a predicted model, not a curated record.
CUUGGGGUCCUCAAUACCCUGCCUGGCUGGUGUGCGUUUGAUGUUCUGCUCACAGAGCUCAAGGCCUAUGCUGAUCCUCUGCCCUGGAGCUUCUGCAAUGCCCAGGGGCUUCAGUUUCUUGGAUGCUGUGUCUUUUUCUGGAAAUUUCUGAAUCUCUAAUUCUCUCCUGGCUUCAGGGACUACCAUACACCCACUCACUCUGCCCACUUGCACCCGACCGGGAGAGGAAAUGAAUGGGGGCUCCCUCUGGAGGAUGGAGCAGCCAGAGAACAGAACUAUGGGGACAGAUUGUUGCACCUAUUCUUUCAUGAAUAAAUGUGGACUUCAGCAAGUACGAGGAGAAGAUGGAUGGUUGGAGGCCCUCAGGAGCUAGGAACCCUCCCAGAGUCACAGCUGCGGAAGCGGGUACAAACCCAACAGCUGGUCCACCGGCCUGAUUUGCACAGAGGUGGGGGCAAAGGAUGGUGAAGCAAAAGUGUGUGUACAGGAGCUGUGGUAUCCACAUGUCCCAGUCGGGGGAAAUGUCUUCCUGCGGAAUCCAUGUCUGAUCUCACUGAUGAUGGGACACACAGACAAACCACCCAAAGUGCAGGCGCACCACUGCAAUUACAGGAGCAUGCUCAAGAGCCAGCGGGGCCUGGUCUCACUGAAGAAGGCCUGGCACCCCCCAGGUGAGGCCUGUGUCCUCUUGGCAACGAAGUCUGUUCCCACAGAGUGGGGCCCAUAAACUUUGAACAAGGUUUCUUGCCCAAGCGUGAGUCCUGGUCCCACUGCGGAAGCCCAGAGCCUGGAAUUUUGGUGUCUACGUCCUGAAUUCCACCGGUACGCUGUGGAGGGGCAUGCCACCCGGCUGAAGCCUGGACUCUCCCGAACGAGGCUUCUGUCCUAUGAAUAGGUAGUACCCCCCUGUGAUUUUGGUCUUUUUGGGGGCUCACCUCCGUAGGUGGUACUGGACCCCCCACCCCAACGCGACCUCCUUUCCUCUAGCCCUUUAAGAGCCUCUUCCUCCGACCCGGGCGAAGAGGACCAGAGGUCCCGCUGGCCGCGUUGCCAUGGAGACCGGGCCUAGCUGGGGGGGAGGGGCGAGCCCGUGUGCGCAGGCGCCGCACCGAGCCGCCGCGUCUCUGCGGAACUGCUGAAUUUGAGCAGAAGGUGCGCGCCCCGACACCGCUCCGGAGCUCGGCGUCUGCGGGUUCCCCUCCCCCGCCGCUCCAGGCGCAGACAGCGCCGCCCGGCCCCUCACCUGGCCCGGUGCCUGUCCCUCAAGCCUCUGCCGGGACAAAGGGCGGAGCGGCGGGACCGGCGGCAUCUCCGAGCCUGACACGUAAGCCCCCUUCGGAAUCUCGGACAGCCCUGCGAGGGGGCCCCUGGAGAGGCCGCUGCGUCAGCCGGUCAGAGGCGGCUGGAGCCCUGAAUCCCCGAGCCUGGCCACAUUCGUUUGAACCUGAAGUCCACGCGCUGCCCGCUGUUCCAGGGUGGGAUUUGCACCAUGGCCAUGAGCCUUUUGCGGGACUGGUGCAGGGGGCUGGACGUGGACAUGCACAGGGCCCUGCUGGUCACCGGUAUCCCGGAGGGCCUGGAGCAGGCGGCCAUUGAAGCCGUCCUUCAGCCGGCCUUCCUACCCCUGGGCACGUUCAGGCUGCGGAACACGAGGGCCAUGAGGGACGAGAAGGCCAAGGCCGCUCUGGUGGAGUUCGUGGAGGACAUUAAUCACGCCGCCAUCCCCAGGGAGAUCCCGGGCAAGGACGGCGUCUGGAGGGUUCUGUGCAGGGACCGCGCCGAGGACACGAGAGUCUUGAGGCAGAUGAAGCGCUUGCUGCUAGAUGAAAGGCCCGCGCAAGCCACAGUGACCAGGGACCUCGGGGACACGCCCACCUCUCCCAUUUGGGACACCCAGGACCAGGGAUCGGAGCCGGCGGCCAGGAAGGCUGACCCCGCUCCCGGCGCCGCCAGGAACGCUAGGAGGGGCCGUCGGGGUCGCAGAAGCAGAGCCAGAGGCAACAGGUUGACUCAGAGGGGCAGGAAGAGGGGCCGAGGGGGGCGGCCGCCUACCUCGGGGCGGCAUGAGUCCGAGGACUCUUCGGAAGAGAGCCUGGGCAUCGUGAUCGAGGAGAUCAGCGAGGAGGACCUGGGCGGCGACGGCGAUCAGGGCGCGCUGUACGCCACGCUCCAGGCCGCCGCCAAGGAGCUCUUUAAGAAGUCGGUGCUCCAGGGCGAAGCAGAGGAAGCGGAGGGUCCCCGCGAGUUCUUGGCCCUGGUGACAGUGACAGACAAAGCCAAGAAGGAGGAGAUGGAGAAAGAGCCCCCUGGGGCUGAGUCGAUCAGUCUCAACAUCGAAGAAGAGGGGAGUGGUGUCCCCGACUUAGUGGCCCUGCUUGCUGUGAGAGAGACGUCGGACGAAGAGCCCAGGGACAGUGACGCUUCAGAGAGCGAGUCGCAGGAAACCGGGGACCAAGACAAAGAGGGGGUGGACAAUCCCGAGUUCGUGGCCAUUGUGGCGUAUACGGACCCCUCCGACCCCUCCGCUAGGGAGGAGAUGCUGAAAAUCGCUUCUGUGAUCGAGUCACUGGGGUGGAGCGACAAUAAAGACAAAAAAGAUGCCCUUCCCGAGGUCUUGUCCGUCAUGUCCAAGGACACGUCGGGCACCCGCGUGAAGGUGGUGGAGGCGGGCCGCCAGGUGGACGCCAUGGUCCUGAGGAAGGCCAGGGACGACGGGAACCUGCUGGAAUGCAUUUCCACCCUGGCUGAGCCCGAGACCCCCGCCAGGGGUAAGAAGGCUCGGCGUGGCCUCCUGGCAGGCUGGGGCGACGAGGAGGCAGAUGAGGGGGGCCUCCUGGAGCUCGUGGCGCUGCUGGCUGCCCAGGACGUGGCGGAGGUGAUGAAGGACGAGCAGGAAAAGGCCUGGGAAGGCGGGAAGUUCAAGUGCGCCAAAGGCAACCUGGGGGAGGUCUUGGCGCUCCUGGCUGCUAGCGAGAACGCGGAAUCGGAGGAGGACUCGGAGCGGGCUUCGGAGGAAGGCUCCGAGGAGGCGUCCGAGGACACGGAGAGCGAGGAGUCGGAGCCCGAGGACCGAGAGUCCAGGAAGCCCCGGGCCAAGCGGGCGCGCACAGCCUCCAGGGCCCUGGGACCGGCGGCCGCGGCCCCAGCCCCUCCCGGGUCCCGCAAAACCCGAGGGGGCGGCCGAGGCCGCGGCGGGCGGGGCGUCACUCCCGAGAAGAAAGCCAAGGAGGAGGCAGCGGGAAACAAGAAAAAGAAGGGGCAGGCGGGAGCCGGGGCCCACGCCAAGGCCGGCGAGGCCAGGGGUCAGCCGCCCACCGGCUCCAAGGCGGCCCGCGGGAAGAAGGCUCGUCGCGGCAGGAGGCUGCCCCCCAAGUGGCGCUAGUAGGACCCCGAGCCGGCGAGGCCGCCGCCGCCGAGUGUGGCCCCACCAUCGUCGCUCCCCCAGCGCCCCUUCUGGCAGAGGCGGCGCCGCUUCACCGUGUGAUCUGUGCUCUGCCACCCGGCUAGGCGGUGUCCUGCUGGGCUCACCUUUACCUUCAGUUCCUCCUUUGUAGUUGGUGCGAGCGACCCUCGUGGGAGAGAGACAGAGACACGCGCACCCCCGGAGGCAGCAGCCCCAGGUGAUGGGACAGUGUCUCAGUGUCACCAGUGGGCUUGGGACCCUAGCAAGUGUGUCGGAGGGCGUCGCGCGUGUGGGGGAGGCAAGCAGGGCCAGUGAGUUCUUUAUGACUCUCCGUGAGGCCUGGCCAGCAUCUGUAGGCCACUGUCCCCCACCCCAAUGUGAUGGAGGCUUGGCCACCCAGGAUGUAGGGUGUCAGAGUGUAGCUGAGCUCUAAGGCCGGAUCGCCCUCUCUGAGGGAGGAGGUGAUUCCAGAAAGAGAAGCCUGAGAGGUUGAGGAGGCUGCCUUAUGGCAGGGGCGGGCAGAGG